GGGGGGGAGGUCCUCCCUGGCCCAGGCCCCUCCCUCGCCAGCCCCCUUCUGCUUGGUCUCCCUCUCUCGGGGAUUUGUUGGCACCUCUGAUUCGCACAGACAGAACAUGGCAGAAGAUUCCUUCUGGUUCCUUCUGAUCUCUUGGAGACUUCCUGAGAGCAGAGAUGGAUGAGCAAGACUCAGUUGGUCCUGAAAUGGGAAGAGACCAUGAUAUGCAAACUGGGAGAAGCGGGGGAUUAUGGGAAAACUCCAUGCAAAGGUUCCUGGGUGAGGAGGACAUUCCCCGCUCUGAUGUACGGAGCCAGCCGUUCAGGCAGUUAUGCAACCAGGAGGCCGAAGGACCUCGAGAGGUUUGCAGCCGGUUCUGCCAACUAGACCAUCAGUGGCUGAAGCCAGAAAGACAUACGAAAGCUGAGAUGCUGGACCUGGUGAUCUUGGAGCAGUUCCUGGCUGUCCUUCCCCCGGAGAUGGAGAGCUGGGUGAAGGAAUGUGGAGCGGAGACCAGUUCCCAGGCGGUGGCCCUGGCCGAAGGUUUCCUCCUGAGUCAGGCAGAGGAGAGGAAGCAGGCAGAGAGAAAGCAGGGAAAGGAUCUGUUAGCAGAAAUGGGUCCCGAUUCCUCUGCAGCAGAAAGGACUCCGUUGGGCACCGGAGAGAGGCCAAUGGGUGAGAGAACGAUGGCAGCAAGACCUCCUCCUCCGUCUUUUCAUGGUGGCGAAGGGGAAGCAGCGGCUGUGGAACCAGAUCAGGGUCCGGUGAGCUUUGAAGAUGUCGCUGUUCGUUUCACAGACGAGGAAUGGGCAUUGCUGGAUCCUGACCAGAGAGCUCUGCAUAAGGACGUCAUGGAGGAGAAUCGUGGGAUCCUGCACUCUCUCCGUGGUGAUGGAUUGGAAAUGAAGAAUGGAGACCACAACAGAAUCCACACAGUGGAGAAGCCAUAUCAAGAUUGGGAGUGUGGAGAGAGCUCCAGUCAGAGCUCCCGUUCCCAUCGAAGAAAGCACAGUGGGAAGAAAGGCUAUCAGUGCUCAGAAUGUGGGAAGAGCUUCAGUCACAGCGCCACUCUCACUUCUCAUCAAAGAAUUCAUACAGGAGAGAAACCCUAUAAGUGCUUGGAAUGUGGGAAGACCUUCCGUCAGAGGACCAACCUAAAGACCCAUCAAAGAAUUCAUACAGGAGAGAAACCAUAUCAGUGCUUGGAAUGUGGAAAGAGCUUUAAUACAAGCACAAAUUUUCAUCGACAUCAAAGUAUUCAUCUUGGGGAGAAACCAUUUAAAUGCCAAGAGUGUGGAAAGAGCUUCAGUCGGAGUGCCCAUCUCAUGGGCCAUCAAAUUAUUCAUACAGGGAAGAAACCGUAUCAAUGUCUGGAAUGUGGAAAGAGUUUCAGUCACAGCGCCACUCUCUCUUCCCAUCAAAGAAUUCAUACAGGAGAGAAACCCUAUAAGUGCUUAGAAUGUGGAAAGAGCUUUAAUACAAGCACAAACGUUCAUCGACAUCAAAGUAUUCAUCGUGGGGAGAAACCAUUUAAAUGCCAAGAGUGUGGAAAGAGCUUCAGUCAAAGUACUAAAUUCACGGCCCAUCAAAGAACUCACAGUGGGGAGAAACCCUAUCGUUGCUUAGAAUGUGGUAAGAGUUUCAGUGUAAGCACCUAUCUCACUUCCCAUCAAAGAAUUCAUACAGGGGAGAAACCCUAUCAGUGCUUGGAAUGUGGAAAGAGCUUCAGUCACAGGGCCCAUCUCACCGUCCACCAAAUAAUUCAUACAGGGGAUAAACCAUAUCAGUGUUUAGAAUGCAGAAAGAGCUUCAGUCAGAGGGCCCAUCUCACAGCCCACCAAAUAAUUCACACAGGGGAGAAGCCCUAUCAAUGCUUGGAAUGUGGAAAGAACUUUAGUCGGAAGGAGAGUCUCACUUCCCAUCGAAGAAUUCAUACAGGGGAGAAACCGUAUCAGUGCUUGGAAUGCGGAAAGAAAUUCCAUCAGAAGGAAACUCUCAAUUCCCAUCAAAAAAUUCAUACCAAGGAGAAACCUUAUCAGUGCUUUGAAUGUGGAAAGAGCUUCAAGUUCAAGAGGAGUCUCACAUCACAUCAGAGAAUUCAUACGGGGGAGAAACCCUAUCAGUGCUUGGAAUGUGGACAGAGCUUCAGCCAGAAGGUAAGUCUCACUUCACAUCAACUAAUUCACAGUGGAGAGAAACCAUUUCGAUGCCCAGAGUGUGGAAAGAGCUUCACGCAGAGGACAGGUCUUAUGCUCCAUCAAAGAAUUCAUACAGGGCAAAAAACAUUUCAAUGCUUGGAAUGUGGAAAGAGGUUCCGUCGGAACUCCCAUCUCACUUCCCAUCAAAUAAUUCAUACAGGAGAGAAACCAUUUAAAUGUGAAGAAUGCGGAAAGAGCUUCAGUCAUAAGGUCAGUCUCACUUACCAUCAGAGAGUUCAUACAGGGGAGAAACCCUACCAGUGUUUGGAAUGUGGAAAGAGCUUCAAUCAGAGAGCCGGUCUCACUUCCCAUCAAAAAAUUCAUACAGGGGAGAAACCACAUCAGUGCUUGGAAUGUGGGAAGAGCUUCAGUCAUAGGGCCAAUCUCACUUCUCAUCAAAUGAUUCAUACAGGGGAGAAACCAUAUCAGUGCUCAGAGUGUGGAAAGAGCUUCCGUCAGGGGGCAAAGCUCACUUACCAUCAAAUAAUUCAUACAGGAGAAAAACCAUAUGAGUGCUUGGAAUGUGGACAGAGUUUCAGCCAGAAGGGAAGUCUCACUUACCAUCAGAAAAUUCAUACAGGGGAGAAACCAUAUCAAUGCUCGGAAUGUGCAAAGAGUUUUAAUAAAAUCACAAACCUUCGUCAACAUCAGAGAAUUCACAGUGGGGAGAGACCCUAUCAGUGCUCCGAAUGUGGAAAGAGCUUCAGUCAGAGCUCCCAUCUCACUUCCCAUCAGAUGAUUCAUACAGGGGAGAAACCCUAUCAGUGCUCGGAAUGUGGGAAAAGCUUCAUUCAGAGCACCCAACUCACUUCCCAUCAAAGAAUUCAUACAGGGGAGAAACCAUAUCAGUGCCUGGAAUGUGGAAAAAGCUUCAGUUGGAAAGAAGGUCUCACUUCCCAUCAAAUAAUUCACAGUGGGGAGAUACCAUUUCAAUGCCAAGAGUGUGGAAAGAGCUUCACAAGGAGGGCAGGUCUCACUUUGCAUCAAAGAAUUCAUACAGGGCAGAAACCCUAUCAGUGCUUGGAAUGCGGGAAGAGCUUCAGUCGGAAGGAUAGUCUCAAUUUACAUGCAAGAACUCACACGGGGAGGAAACAUUUUAAUGCUAGAAAUGUGGAAACAGCUUCACCUUCAACUGGAAUCUAGCUCCCCACCAAACAAUCCAUACAAAGCAUAUCAGGGCUUAAAAUGUAGGGAAGACUAAUAAAGAUCCAUACUUCCAUAAACACCACAGUGGGUAAUUUGGGGAGAAAGUAUUUCAUUGCCAAGAACGUGGAAAGAGUUUAAGUCAGAGGGAAAAUUUCAAACCCAAUCAAAAAACUCACGGCAGGGCAAAGCUAUAUUAGUGCAUGGAAUGUGGAUAGAGCUUUAGUAAAGGCACCUGUGUCACAUCCCAUCAAUCAAUUUACAGUGAAUAGAAACAUAGUAAUGGGUGUGUAUUAUUUUAAGGGAGACUUUGAUUUUUACAGGGGCAACAACUGGAACAAUGCUCUUCUCAUUCAGCAGCCCAGCACCAGAUCUUGACUAGGGGCACAUUUUUGUCAGUGUCUCGCAUAUAUUCCCCAAGUAGGUGACCCUGUUCUGCUUUCUCCCCAGUGAUAACAGAGACUAAGUCCAGCACAACAAAUGAGGUACUUUUGAAACCAUUCUGGGUGGCAGGGUCUCCAGCCAAGGCCUUGCGACCCGUUUCACAUGAGGUCUUGUGUCCCACACAUUGUUGGUUCUAACCUUGUGAAGUUUUGCUCUUCUCCAGAUUUGAAAACCACUUCCUCCAAUUAAACGUGAUGGCAGUCUUGCUGCUGUAAUCAUUUAUUGAAGUAAUCUUCCAGAAUCCUUUUCUAAUAGCGUGUCCAGAAAGAGUUCUGCCUUCAACUGAACUUUUUUGUUUGUUGUUGUUUGUAUAUAAAAAUUGCUUUUAUUUUUUAUCUAUGUCAUUUAAAAUAAUAAUAAU
Messenger RNA from Podarcis raffonei (Aeolian wall lizard), 4134 nucleotides. RefSeq names its product zinc finger protein 850-like. The coding region runs from base 165 to 3329 and encodes 1054 amino acids. The record is from RefSeq and is a predicted model, not a curated record. Lineage: Eukaryota; Metazoa; Chordata; Lepidosauria; Squamata; Lacertidae. Gene Ontology annotation, biological process: regulation of transcription by RNA polymerase II. Gene Ontology annotation, molecular function: DNA-binding transcription activator activity, RNA polymerase II-specific; RNA polymerase II cis-regulatory region sequence-specific DNA binding. Gene Ontology annotation, cellular component: nucleus. The transcript is spliced from 6 exons.